Messenger RNA from Asparagus officinalis (garden asparagus), 2196 nucleotides. RefSeq lists its product as uncharacterized. The record is from RefSeq and is a predicted model, not a curated record. Gene Ontology annotation, molecular function: protein binding. The transcript is spliced from 2 exons. Bases 205 to 714 code for a protein of 169 amino acids. Lineage: Eukaryota; Viridiplantae; Streptophyta; Magnoliopsida; Asparagales; Asparagaceae.
AGUCCCUUUGAACCGAAGAAGACGACGAAUGAACCCACACUCUAUUUCAUUCUCAAUCUCCAACUUCUCUCAAAUUUCUUCACAAAUAAUCCCCAAAUUCAAAACCUAAAUCAAGUGAUAAUACAGAAAGAAAGAAAGGAAAAAAAGAAAAAAGAAAACUUAUGAAUCGAUCUCAAAAACCCUAACCCUAGAUCACCUCCAGCUAUGAAUCCCCCUUCUUCAUCCCUCAGCUCUCAACCUCCAGGCCUCAAGACCCACUUCAAGACUCCCGAGGGCAGGUACAAGCUCCAGCUCGACAAGACUCAUCCCGCCGGCCUCCUCCACUUCUCCCAUGGCAAAUCCGUGUCUCAGUUGACGAUUGCUUGUUUGAAAGAGAAACUGGCGACUCAGACGCCGACGACGCCGACGACUCCGAGCUCGAGUGGGGUAGUGAGGUUGGCGGCUGCGAGGCUGCUCGGUGCGGGGAAUGGGAGCCGGGCGCUGAGUUUUGUUGGAGGGAAUGGAGUUAGUAAAGUGGGUUCUGGCAAUGGGAGGGUUGGUGGUGCUACAUUUGGAGUGUCGAAUGGGUCGGGUGGGUCUUCAGCUGUGGCGAAUCAUGACGAAAAAGGGACUUAUUUGAUAUUUAAUGUUGGGGAUACACUCUUUAUCAGUGAUCUCAAUUCACAGGACAAGGUUUGGUUUUCAAAUUUGCAUUGUUCUCUGAAUUAUACCUAACUAUUCAUUAACUGAAUGGUUCCAAUUCUCAAUAGCUGGCAUCCGUAAACUUCCAUUGUUCUGGCUAAUACGUGACACAAUAAGCAAUUGAUAAAUUUCACUACAUGUGCUUGCUGUGGCGGAUCCAGGAUUUUUAGAAAGUAAUGUCACUGCAUAAGUAAUAAUUUUAAAAACAUUGCAACUUCGAUCCUGAGGAAUUUUCAUAUUUUGGGAGAAAAAACAUAAUCGCAUCAUUAGUAAUUUUAUCAAGUACAAUUUUCUCAAUAUAUGUUAAAAAAAUUGCUUUUGUUUACCAUAGCAAACUACUAAAUAUUAUUAAAGUUCUUAACAAUAUUAUUCAAUAAAAAAGUGAACAAACAUGUUCUUUUUAGUUAUUGAUGAUCAUCUCAAACGAUCAUAGUAAUUCCCAAUAUAUGUCUUGGCUUAAUGUUAUCAUUUGCUGAUGAAUUCCUUUCCCCCCAAAUUAUUCUUCUUAUUAUUUCUCGACUACAGAUUUUUUUAUUUUUAUUUUAUUUUGAUAAUCAUAUUGUUCCCUAUGUGUUUUUGUACAUAUGAUAUGAUCAGGAUUGACUAAUAUAAAGACAUGUAAUCUCUACAUGCUAUCAAGAAGUAGUACUUCAAAUUACUUCAAUUGUGCUCAUUGCUUCCUUGCAUUUCUAGGGCAUUAAUUAUGUGCAUACUCUUUUGCUUUUAUGACCUCUCUAAUCAUGUGUCAAUAGGCCAUUAGAUAUGUUAUGAUUCUGAACUGAAUCUAGUGCAUGAGAGAGCAUUAACUGGGAUAAGCUUAUAGUUACAUUCUGCCAUGAAGACUAUGGAUUUGGCACAUACAGAUGACCUGACAUUGGAAUUUUAGAGAUUUCUACAAUAAUCUAGAAUGUAUAAAAUAGAAUGGAAAGUGUAACAUAGUCCUGUUUGUGAUUGUUUCAUUAUUAUUUUGUGUUUUGUAAUAUUAUCUUCCAGUUAACUAAAAUUGAGUUUAAUCGAAGACAAGUUGGUUCUUUUGACUUCUUUGAUUCCCGUCACUUGUUCAUCUUCUUAUGUCUAUGCUUUCCUGAAAGAUAUACUUUGGACAAUUUCUAGAGCUAACUUUAUUUUAUGAAGAAGAUAAAGAAAUUUUCGCCUAGUGUUUGACUUUGAAAUUUUUGACCAAGUAGAAUGGAGAGAUAUAUGGAUGUUAUUGCAUGCCAGACCUACAUAGAUACAUACCUCUGUAAGUAUAUAUGUACAUAUGUGUUCAUUCAUAUCUUAUCAGUCACAUAUACACUUAAAGGAAAAAAAGCCAACUCGUUUUUACUUUAUAUCAUAUCAUUGACAUUGUUAAGUAGAAAUAUGCAGCAUGCAUAGAUAUGUUUAGAUGACCAUAAAAAGAACUUCACUUGUUAACACUUCUUCCUACUCCUCCAACGUAGAUCCAUUCUAGAUACUUGUGUUUUUGGUCAGUGGAAAGUUUUAUUUGUUCAAACUUUAUAUGUACAUCAUAAU